Molecule: messenger RNA, 2387 nt
Organism: Aethalodelphis obliquidens (Pacific white-sided dolphin)
Lineage: Eukaryota; Metazoa; Chordata; Mammalia; Artiodactyla; Delphinidae
Gene: FAM169B
Product: Protein FAM169B
Exons: 9
Coding region: 7-1125 (372 amino acids)
Source: RefSeq, a predicted model, not a curated record
GGGAGCAUGGAGGCGGAGGCCGCGGGCAGGGCAGCAGCAGGCAUUUACCCAGUGGAUAUUUUGGAAGAUGACCCUGCUGGGCAUCGGGAAGCGGCUCUGGCUUACCGUGCCACUCUUGGGGAAGGAGCAUGGCCCUCACCAGAGGUUUUCUCUCUUCCCACUGGGGAGCAGGUUAAACUUGAAGCUUCGUCUGUUUGCUUUUGCACUGUGCACUGUGAUGAACCUCAACAUAAAAUCUUGGUCUUGGUUAAUCCCCAGGACACAAAGACAGUUGUGGCUGUUUACAUGAAGGAGUCCUGGUGGACCACUGAAGAUGUACUAAGAACCUCUGAUCCUGCAAGAGAAGGUCUGAUGAAGGUUCAGUCAUUUGGGGAAAGGAUUGUGCUUUUUAUUCUAAACGUCGUUAUUUUUGGAAGACUGGAGAGGAAUUUGGAUGAUGAUGACAUGUUUUUUUUACCUCACUCUGUGAAGGAGGAGGCUAAAAUUCUGUGGAGAGACGGAGCAGCUGUUGGAUUUUACACAACCAAAAGGAAAGGCAGCCUGUGUGGUGAUGGCACGGGUCUGUGCUACCUGCUGCCUGUCUUAGACACCGUGUUUGUCCGGAGGAGCCAUCGCCGCCAGGGCCUGGGCCUGGCCAUGCUGAGGGACUUCUGCCAGACGUUCCGAGAGGACGAGGCCCUGGGCAUCAGCUGGCCCAUCUCUCCUGCCAUGUACCAAGUCUGUAGGAAGUUCCUGGCGGCACAUCCAGAGGAGCGGGGGCGCCUGUGGGAGGCGGAGCCCCCAGGAGCCUGGGGCCAGCGAGUCAACAUCUGGCUGAAGGUUCAGCUUCAACAGGCAAGGCGUCCAGAUUCUCACCCAGGAAAUUCCAAGGAGGAAAUGACUGCUCUUGGGUGCACUUCUCAAGACGGUGGACCCGGAAUAUCCCAUAAUGGAGAAGACAACAAGGAGAGGAUCAGUGGAGAAGAAGUGGAGAAGAAUGAUCAAGAUUGCGCAGUGACAGAAGCAGCUGGGUGGCUUGCGAGAGCAUGCUGGGCUGAGCAGGAGGGGAAGGAAGCCAAGAGGACGGCGGUGGAUGCUGGGCUGCCCCCAGGGUCGUGGCGGAAGCACAUGCGUCCUAGCUCCUAACCCCUAACUCGCAGAGGCUGAGCUGAGUCCACCGAGAGGCUUGCCUAGGCUCCAGGGGACGUGGGUUUGAGAGCUACCUGCCACUCCAUGCUCCUGUCGCUGGGAGCUGGCCUCUGUCCUUGCUGUGCUGUCAUUUGAGGAGCAAAUGACCACACAGACCUUCCUACCUCAGGCUUGAUGUGUGGGCUCAGGUGAUGGGAAGCCUGAGAAGCCCCCCAUUUAAUCCGAAGAUGCUGUACAGGGACAAGUAAUCAUUUUCCCACGCUCAGAUUUCAGAAGCCCAUUCGUUAAACCUAACAUGGUUUCUCUUGCUCAGGAUGAAUUUGUGAAGACUGCACUGGAACCACAUGACUACGCCUCUUUCUUCAGCACAAGGAAGCCCAGGGCUGCCCCGUCCACACUGCAGAAAUCCCUCUGGGGUUUGCCCAUGACAGCUCUGCUGUAACUGCGAGACCCCAGACACCAGAGGGGUUUCCAAGGAGACAUGUUUCUUUCUGGAGAAGCUUCAGCCACGUCGGAAGCUCCCUGAGGUCAGGACCAGGCUGCCUGGUGCACACCCAGGCCUCUGGCUCACGUCUGGCUGGCGCAGGAGGCGCUCAGAGUGGACUCCAGGCGGGCACCAGGAUCGUAGCAGCACCUACUUCCCAAGGGAACCACCAGAGGGGACUUCAGGCUGAUGGCCCUUCUAUAGUAUUGGUGACUUCAGCGGACAGGCUUGUGCUAAUAAAGGUGACUGUAAAGGUGACAUCCUGGCCUGCAUGUGACAGCAGCCCCCCUUUCUACAUACCUACACAGCCCUGCUCCGGCACGUGCCCAGCCGCCGUCAGGGUUCCUGCCCCCCCAGACCUCAGUGAGGACAGGCGAGGCUGGCCGUGGCAAGUGCUGAAGCCUGUUCACAGGGCAAGGCACAGUCCAGGCAGCUUCACGAGGUCUCAGAGCCUGUCUCCUGAGAUCGGGAUGGGCUUUCUCCGCAGUCAGCAUGGGCUCUCCCAGGGUCAGCAGGAUUCUUUCCAGGGAAGGCUGGUCAGGUCGUCCUGGGGCGGGCAACCCAAGUGCCGCCUUGACUUCUGGGGAGUGCAAACCUGAUUGUAUCACCAAGGACACCCCACCCCCUCUGUGGCUCGACACUGUCUUUGCAGCACUCAGGGCCUGUCACAGAGGGCCCCGCUGACGCCGCACCUGCCUCUGGGCUCGCCCGCCCUGUCUUCUGUUGCCUGGCUGCCUGGGCCUCUCCAUCCUCAGACACACCAGGGUCUCACUUA